AAAAAAACUUGUUGUCUUGGCGGCGGGGGGGCGGGGCGGGGGGGGCGGCGGGGGGGGGGCGGGGGGCGGGGCGGGGGGGGGGGGGGGGGGGGGGGGCGGGCGGGGGGGGGGGGGCGGGCCGGGGGGGGCGGGGGGGGGCGGGGGGCGGGCGGGGGGGGGGGGGGGGGGGGGCGGGCGGGGGGGGGCGGGGGGGGCGGGGGGGGGGGGGGGGGCGGGGGGGGGGGGGGGGGGGGGGGGGCGGGGGGGGGGGGAGGGGGGGGGGCGGGGGGGGGGGGGGCGGGGGGGGGGGGGGGGGGGGGGGGGGGGGGGGGGGGGGGGGGGGGGGGGGGGGGGGGGGGGGGGAGGGGGGGGGGGGGGGGGGGGGGGGGGGGGGGGGGGGGGGGGGCGGGGGGGGGGGGGGGGGGGGGGGGGGGGGGGGGGGGCGGGGGGGGGGGGGGGGGGGCGGGGGGGGGGGCGGGGGGGGGGGGGGGGGGGGGGGGGGGGGGGCGGGGGGGGGGGGGGGGGGGGGGGGGGGGGCGGGGGGGCGGGGGGGGGCGGGGCGAGGGGGGGGGGGGCUGA
Molecule: messenger RNA, 558 nt
Organism: Dicrocoelium dendriticum
Lineage: Eukaryota; Metazoa; Platyhelminthes; Trematoda; Plagiorchiida; Dicrocoeliidae
Source: the annotation of a GenBank genome assembly